Calidris pugnax (ruff) is the source of this 3783-nucleotide messenger RNA. RefSeq names its product myosin heavy chain, skeletal muscle, adult-like. Gene Ontology annotation, cellular component: myosin complex. Gene Ontology annotation, molecular function: ATP binding; actin filament binding; cytoskeletal motor activity. Lineage: Eukaryota; Metazoa; Chordata; Aves; Charadriiformes; Scolopacidae. The coding region runs from base 1 to 3783 and encodes 1260 amino acids. The record is from RefSeq and is a predicted model, not a curated record. The transcript is spliced from 26 exons.
AUGGCCUCUGCAGACUCUGAGAUGGCUGCCUUUGGGGAGGCGGCUCCUUACCUCCGAAAGUCAGAAAAGGAGAGAAUCGAGGCCCAGAACAAGCCUUUUGAUGCCAAGACAUCGGUCUUUGUGGCACAUCCUAAGGAAUCCUUUGUGAAAGGGACAAUCCAGAGCAGAGAAUCAGGGAAGGUCACCGUCAAGACUGAAGGUGGAGAGACCCUGACUGUGAAGGAAGAUCAAAUCUUCUCCAUGAACCCUCCCAAGUAUGAUAAAAUCGAGGACAUGGCCAUGAUGACACAUCUCCAUGAACCCGCUGUGCUGUACAACCUCAAAGAGCGUUAUGCAGCCUGGAUGAUCUACACCUACUCGGGUCUCUUCUGCGUCACUGUCAACCCCUACAAGUGGCUGCCAGUGUACAACCCGGAGGUGGUGUUGGCCUACCGAGGCAAGAAGCGCCAGGAGGCCCCUCCACACAUCUUCUCCAUCUCUGACAAUGCCUAUCAGUUCAUGCUGACUGAUCGCGAGAACCAGUCGAUCCUGAUCACCGGAGAAUCCGGUGCCGGGAAGACUGUGAACACAAAGCGUGUCAUCCAGUACUUUGCAACAAUUGCAGCCAGUGGGGAGAAGAAGAAGGAGGAGCAGCAGUCAGGCAAAAUGCAGGGAACGCUUGAGGAUCAAAUCAUCAGCGCCAACCCACUGCUGGAGGCCUUUGGAAAUGCCAAGACCGUGAGGAACGACAACUCCUCACGCUUUGGCAAAUUCAUCAGAAUCCACUUUGGAGCCACAGGCAAACUGGCUUCUGCUGACAUUGAAACCUAUCUGCUGGAGAAGUCCAGAGUCACCUUCCAGCUUAAGGCAGAAAGAAGCUACCACAUAUUCUAUCAGAUCACCUCCAACAAGAAACCAGAGCUAAUUGACAUGCUCCUCAUUACCACCAACCCUUAUGAUUUCCACUUUGUGAGUCAAGGGGAAAUCACUGUUCCCAGCAUUGAUGACCAGGAGGAGCUCAUGGCUACAGAUAGUGCCAUUGACAUCCUGGGCUUUUCUGCUGAUGAAAAGACGGCCAUCUACAAGCUGACAGGGGCUGUCAUGCACUACGGGAACCUGAAGUUCAAGCAGAAACAACGAGAGGAGCAGGCAGAGCCAGAUGGCACAGAAGUGGCUGACAAGGCUGCCUACCUGAUGGGUCUGAAUUCAGCUGACAUGCUCAAGGCCCUCUGCUACCCCAGAGUCAAGGUGGGGAAUGAAUAUGUGACCAAGGGUCAAACUGUGCAGCAGGUGAACAAUUCAGUGGGUGCUCUGGCAAAGGCUGUCUAUGAGAAGAUGUUCCUAUGGAUGGUUGUUCGCAUCAACCAACAGCUGGAUACCAAGCAGCCCAGACAGUACUUCAUUGGUGUCCUGGACAUUGCUGGCUUUGAGAUCUUUGAUUUCAACAGCUUUGAGCAGCUGUGCAUCAACUUCACCAAUGAGAAACUGCAACAGUUCUUCAACCACCACAUGUUCGUGCUGGAGCAGGAGGAGUACAAGAAGGAAGGAAUUGAAUGGACAUUCAUUGACUUUGGGAUGGACCUGGCUGCCUGCAUUGAGCUGAUUGAGAAGCCCAUGGGCAUCUUCUCCAUCCUGGAAGAGGAGUGCAUGUUCCCCAAGGCAACUGACACCUCUUUCAAGAACAAGCUCUAUGAUCAGCAUCUGGGCAAGUCCAGCAACUUCCAGAAGCCCAAGCCUGCCAAAGGCAAGGUUGAGGCCCACUUCUCCCUGAUUCACUAUGCUGGCACGGUGGACUACAACAUCACCGGCUGGCUGGAGAAGAACAAGGACCCCCUGAAUGAAACUGUCAUUGGGUUGUACCAGAAAUCAUCGCUGAAAACACUGGCCUUACUCUUUGCCAACUAUGGUGGAGCAGAUGCAGAGGCUGCUGGUGGUGGUGGCAAGAAGGGUGGGAAGAAGAAGGGUUCUUCUUUCCAGACUGUUUCAGCUCUUUUCCGAGAGAACUUAAACAAGCUGAUGACCAAUCUGCGGAGCACUCACCCCCAUUUUGUCCGUUGCAUCAUCCCAAAUGAAACAAAAACACCCGGUGCCAUGGAGCAUGAACUGGUGCUUCACCAGCUGCGGUGUAAUGGUGUGCUGGAAGGCAUCAGAAUUUGCAGGAAAGGUUUCCCCAGCAGAGUUCUCUACGCUGACUUCAAACAGAGAUACAAGGUGCUUAAUGCCAGUGCCAUCCCAGAGGGACAGUUCAUUGAUAGCAAGAAGGCUUCUGAGAAGCUUCUUGCUUCAAUUGAUGUGGACCACACACAGUACAAAUUUGGUCAUACCAAGGUGUUCUUCAAAGCUGGGCUGCUGGGACUCCUGGAGGAGAUGAGAGAUGAGAAGCUGGCACAGAUUAUCACCCGCACCCAGGCCAGGUGCAGGGGCUUCCUGAUGAGAGUGGAGUACCAGAGAAUGGUGGAGAGGAGGGAGUCCAUCUUCUGCAUCCAGUACAAUGUUCGUGCAUUCAUGAAUGUCAAGCACUGGCCCUGGAUGAAGCUGUUCUUCAAGAUCAAGCCCUUGCUGAAGAGCGCCGAAUCUGAGAAGGAGAUGGCCAACAUGAAACAAGAGUUUGAGAAAACCAAGGAAGAGCUUGCAAAGUCUGAGGCAAAGAGGAAGGAGCUGGAGGAGAAAAUGGUGGCCCUGCUGCAGGAGAAAAAUGACCUGCAGCUCCAAGUGCAGGCGGAAGCAGACAGCUUGGCAGAUGCUGAGGAGAGGUGCGACCAGCUCAUUAAAACCAAAAUCCAGCUGGAAGCCAAAGUUAAAGAAGUGACUGAAAGGGCAGAGGAUGAGGAAGAAAUUAACGCUGAGCUGACAGCCAAGAAGAGGAAACUGGAGGAUGAAUGUUCAGAGCUGAAGAAAGACAUUGACGAUCUUGAGCUAACACUGGCCAAGGUUGAGAAGGAAAAGCAUGCCACAGAAAACAAGGUGAAAAACCUCACAGAGGAGAUGGCAGCCCUGGAUGAGACCAUUGUGAAGCUGACAAAAGAGAAGAAAGCCCUCCAAGAGGCCCAUCAGCAGACACUGGAUGACCUGCAGGCAGAAGAGGACAAAGUCAAUACGCUGACCAAAGCUAAGACCAAGCUGGAGCAGCAAGUGGACGAUCUGGAAGGGUCCCUGGAGCAGGAGAAGAAGCUGCGCAUGGACCUUGAGAGAGCUAAGAGGAAACUCGAAGGAGACCUGAAGCUGGCCCAUGACAGCAUAAUGGAUUUGGAAAAUGAUAAGCAGCAGCUGGAUGAGAAACUGAAGAAGAAAGACUUUGAAAUCAGCCAGAUCCAGAGCAAGAUCGAGGAUGAGCAAGCCCUGGGCAUGCAGCUACAGAAGAAGAUCAAGGAGCUGCAGGCGCGUAUUGAGGAACUGGAGGAGGAAAUUGAGGCAGAGCGAACCUCUCGGGCAAAAGCAGAGAAGCAUCGUGCCGACCUCUCGAGGGAGCUGGAGGAGAUCAGCGAGCGCCUGGAAGAAGCAGGAGGGGCCACUGCAGCUCAGAUGGAGAUGAACAAGAAGCGUGAGGCAGAAUUUCAGAAGAUGCGUCGCGACCUCGAAGAGGCCACGCUGCAGCACGAAGCCACGGCUGCCGCCCUGCGGAAGAAGCACGCGGACAGCACGGCCGAGCUCGGGGAGCAGAUCGACAACCUGCAGCGAGUGAAGCAGAAGCUGGAGAAGGAGAAGAGUGAGCUGAAGAUGGAGAUCGAUGACUUGGCCAGUAACAUGGAGUCUGUCUCCAAAGCCAAGAGUUUGCCCAUCAUCUCUACUGUGGUAACAUUCUAG